Messenger RNA from Aspergillus uvarum CBS 121591, 1526 nucleotides. It is a transcript of the gene erg4A, whose product is annotated as c-24(28) sterol reductase. The record is from RefSeq and is a predicted model, not a curated record. The transcript has 4 exons. Gene Ontology annotation, cellular component: endoplasmic reticulum membrane. Gene Ontology annotation, molecular function: Delta24(24-1) sterol reductase activity. Gene Ontology annotation, biological process: ergosterol biosynthetic process. NCBI's taxonomy places the organism in Eukaryota, Fungi, Ascomycota, Eurotiomycetes, Eurotiales, Aspergillaceae. Bases 12 to 1496 code for a protein of 494 amino acids.
CAAGCAUCAAGAUGUCCGCGAUCAGUGCUGCUGUUAGCCAACAGCCCGAGAUCCAUCAACCUUGUCAAAGAACAGAACAACUCAAGACAACCAGCACUUCCCAUGAAGAUGAACCAAUUACCUUUGAAUUCGGAGGUGCACCGGGUGUUGCGCUUCUCAUGAUUGGUUUUCCACUCCUCAUGUACUAUAUGUACAUUGGGGCGACGUUCUACGACGGCCAACCUCCCUUGCCACGCUCUGGAGAAUCGCUCACUGAAUUUGGAUCACACCUCCUCGACCUCGGCUACACACAUGCCUUCCCUCAUCGCAAAGCUUGGGUCAUAUACUGGACGUUUCUUGUGUUGGAAGGACUUGGAUACCUCUAUCUGCCCGGAGUAUACGGUAAGGGGAAGUGCUUGCCACACCUAAAUGGCAAGCAACUCGAUUAUUAUUGCUCAGCCGCCGCAUCCUGGUAUGUUACCAUCAUGGCUGCGUUGGCCUUGCAUUUCACCGGGCUUUUCCCCUUGACGACUCUCAUCACCGAGUUUGGUCCCCUAAUGUCCGUCGCCAUUUGCUCCGGGUUUCUGGUUUCUAUCGUCGCGUAUGCUUCCGCCCUGAUGAGGGGAUGCCAGCAUCGGAUGACUGGAUCGCACGUCUAUGACUUCUUCAUGGGAGCGGAGCUGAAUCCCCGCUUAUUCCGAUGGAUCGACAUGAAGAUGUUCUUCGAGGUUCGCAUUCCGUGGUACAUACUGUUUUUGUUGACCUUGGGUACGGCAUUAAAACAAUGGGAAGAGCUCGGGUUUGUCUCGGGCGAGGUCGCUUUCCUGCUCAUGGCACACUUCUUGUAUGCGAAUGCCUGUGCGAAAGGCGAAGAACUGAUCAUCACUAGCUGGGACAUGUAUUAUGAGAAAUGGGGCUUCAUGCUCAUUUUCUGGAACCUCGCUGGUGUUCCCAUGAGCUACUGCCAUUGCACCCUGUAUCUGGCAAACCACGAUCCGUCAACAUACCGAUGGAACCCAGCGAUUGUGGCUGCGUGGGCUAUUCUAUAUCUAUUCAUGUACUGGGUUUGGGACACUUGCAACAGUCAAAAGAACAUCUUCCGUGCUCAAGAGAGGGGUGUCUCUGUGACGCGCAGGACAUUCCCACAGCUGCCAUGGAGGGCUGUGAAGAACCCGAAGUCAAUUGCGACUAAGACUGGAGACUCUAUUUUGUGCAGCGGUUGGUAUGGUAUGGCCCGGAAGGUCCAUUACACCUGUGACUGGUUUUUUGCUUUUUCAUGGGGACUGAUCACCGGCUUCAACUCACCGUUCCCAUGGUUCUAUUCCAUAUUUUUUACCGUGAUGAUUAUUCACCGUGCUCGUCGCGAUAUCGAACGCUGCCGCGAGAGAUAUGGGGAAGCAUGGCGCGAGUACGAACGACGGGUUCCGUAUUUGUUCAUCCCGGUAAGUCGUUCCCUUCCACUGAAUGUUGGCCUUGUGACUGACAGCAGAAUAGUAUGUCUUCUGAAGGGUAAUUGAGGGAUAAGGUCGGAGGGCGUCAUAAACGCG